Messenger RNA from Lingula anatina, 1946 nucleotides. RefSeq lists its product as uncharacterized. The record is from RefSeq and is a predicted model, not a curated record. NCBI's taxonomy places the organism in Eukaryota, Metazoa, Brachiopoda, Lingulata, Lingulida, Lingulidae.
UUUUGUAGACAGCAUCAAAAGCACGAGGCUCUUUCAGUUCGUUUUAAAGUUAGAAUGCCAGUCAUUUGUGGUAUUGUUGGUUGCUCCAACCGCAGCAAUAGAGAAAGGGAUGUUAGAUAUUUUAAGGUACCGAAAGUUAUUUUAGGUCAAGGGGAAGAAACAAAGAAAUUAUCGGAAGAACGUAGACGACUAUGGAAAGCAGCUAUCCGUCGGAAAGAUAUUACCUCAGAGGAGAAAUGGGAUAGAACACGCGUUUGUUCAAAACACUUUGUUGGAGGUGAAAAUGCAUAUCUUCACGACAGGAAUAGUCCAUCAUGGCUGCCAACAAUUGCUUUGGGUCACUCAAGUACAAAGCCAGAGCCAUCAAAUGCAAGGUACCAUCGUGCUAAGCAACGUGAAGGUAAAAGGAAAGUGUCAGAUGCCAUCUCAUCACUAUUGACACUUAAAAACCCUCGCCUUGCUGCUGCAAACAUCAUCCAUGAACAUGACAGUGCAAUGAUUUCACAUGCCUCACAGAUAACAGACAGUCUGGAAGCACCCGAGGAACCAGUGUUUACUACUUGUGAAAGAGGGACUCAAACUGACAGUUUCAUAUCUACAUCUGAGGCAGGGACUCAAACAGAGUUGACAUCAGAAUAUAUUGCUAAAAUUGAAAAUGACAACAAGGCACGUGUAUUAGAGGCCAGCGCUUUCAAAAAGCAUGCAUUUUCAAGAGAGGGUCUUUAUAGUUUUUCUGCUUUUGAAAAUGAUGACAAAAAGGUAUCUUUCUAUACAGGACUGCCUGAUUUAGAAACUUUAAAAGUGGCAUUUGACUUGAUUGAAUACCAGAUGAGUAAUUCUUCAAAAUGUCUUUCAAAGGAAAAUCAGUUCAUGUUAUGCAUGAUUAAGCUCAGGUUGAAUUAUUGCUUUCAAGACAUAGCUUACCAACUUAAUGUAUCAUUAUCUACAGUUCAAAAAUGUUUUCAUUCUGUCCUUGAUCUUUUGUAUAUAAGAUUAAGUUUUUUUGUGAAAUGGCCAGAAAGAGAAAGUUUAAGAAUAUCAAUGCAAAUGUCGUUCAGGAAAGAAUUUGGUACGAAAGUUGCAGUAAUUUUGGAUUGUUUUGAGCUGAAAAUAGAAAAACCCAGUGCCCCCCUCAGCAAAGUGUACACAUAUUCAAACUAUAAGCACUACCACUCAGUAAAGUAUCUGAUUGGCAUUGCCCCGCAGGGUGUCAUUACUUUUAUUUCUGAGGGUUGGGGUGGGCGCACAUCAGAUAAGCACAUCACUGAAGAAUCUGGAAUUUUGGAGAAUCUUUUGCCAGGUGACAUAGUAAUGGUAGAUCGAGGUUUUACUAUUGAAGAAAGUGUUAACUUCUAUCAAGCUGAAUUGGCCAUUCCAGCUUUUACCAAAGGAAAGUCUCAGCUACACCCCAUGGAUGUAGAAGGAACACGCAAAAUUGCAAAUGUUCGUAUUCACGUGGAAAGAGUAAUUGGUCUUGUAUGUCGCAAAUUUGGCAUCUUAGAUGGUACAAUACCAAUUGACUUCUUGAAACUUAGAAAUGGAGAAACUGUUCCGACUAUUGAUAAGAUUGUACAUGUCUGCUGUUUCCUCACAAACCUGUGUCCAUCAGUGGUGCCCUUUGAUUAGUAGACAAUUAUAUGAUUCAGCAGUGUUUUACAAAAUAUAUUUGUUUCAAAUGCAAUUAAGUAUGAAUGUAAGUUAGGUUAAGACAAUCCCAGGCAUUCAUGCGGAGGUACAUGUUUACUGUAUACCUGAUCGGUUUUGUUGAAACAUACUUUUGUUACAAUUGUAUUUUGUAUAAUCAUAUGCGAGAUAGUAAGUGAAUAAAGCCAUUCAAGUGGUUAUACAGAGAAAAGUAAAAUCAAGUGUGAACAAUCUGGAUGAGCUAUAACAUGCCAGUAAUGAUCUGCAUAGGAUAUUGAUAAUGAUGCUGCUGUUGCAAGUAA